AUGAAGAGUGGAAAUCACACAGCGGUGAGUGAGUUUGUUUUCCAAGGCUUUUCCAGCUUUCAUGAAUACAAGCUUACCCUUUUUGUGAUAUUUCUUACAUUGUACUUUUUAACCUUGGCUGGCAAUGUCAUUAUUGUGACAAUUAUCAGCAUUGAUCGUCACCUUCACACCCCCAUGUACUUCUUUCUUAGUGUGCUUUCCACUUCAGAGACUGUGUACACGUUGGUCAUUGUACCACGAAUGCUCUCCAGCCUCGUAGGUCCAAGCCAACCUAUCUCCUUGGCUGGCUGUGCCACCCAGAUGUUCCUUUUUAUCACUUUGGCUAUCAACAACUGCUUUCUGCUCACAGCAAUGGGAUAUGACCGCUACGUAGCCAUCUGUAACCCCCUGAGGUACAUGAUUCUCAUGAACAAGAGGGUGUGUGCUCAGCUCGUAUGGGGGGCUUGCAGUAUCGGGCUGCUUGUGGCCAUGGUACAGAUUUCAUCUGUAUUCAGGUUGCCUUUUUGUGAGAGAGAAAUAGCCCAUUAUUUUUGUGACAUCCGUCCAGUUAUGAAGCUCUCCUGUGCCGAUACAACUCUGCAUGACAUAAUUAAUUUUAUCAUCAGUUCACUGGUUAUCGUCGUGCCCAUGGGCUUGGUGCUCAUAUCCUACAUUCUCAUCAUCUCCACCAUUCUCAAGAUUGCUUCUGCUGAGGGCCGGAAAAAGGCUUUUGCCACUUGCGCCUCUCACCUCACUGUUGUCAUUAUUCACUAUGGCUGUGCGUCCAUUGCCUACCUUAAACCCAAGUCAGAGAACACCAGGGAUCAGGACCAGCUGAUUUCAGUAACUUACACUGUGUUUACUCCACUCCUUAAUCCUGUUGUGUACACUUUGAGGAAUAAGGAGGUCAAAGAUGCAUUUCAACGUGUUAUUGGCAAGAAACCUCUUGCCUAA
This is a messenger RNA of Lepus europaeus (European hare), 933 nucleotides long. Its product is annotated as olfactory receptor 10J1-like. Gene Ontology annotation, biological process: G protein-coupled receptor signaling pathway. The record is from RefSeq and is a predicted model, not a curated record. The transcript has a single exon. Gene Ontology annotation, molecular function: G protein-coupled receptor activity; olfactory receptor activity. NCBI's taxonomy places the organism in Eukaryota, Metazoa, Chordata, Mammalia, Lagomorpha, Leporidae. The coding region runs from base 1 to 933 and encodes 310 amino acids. Gene Ontology annotation, cellular component: membrane.